Molecule: messenger RNA, 797 nt
Organism: Westerdykella ornata
Lineage: Eukaryota; Fungi; Ascomycota; Dothideomycetes; Pleosporales; Sporormiaceae
Exons: 1
Coding region: 113-676 (187 amino acids)
Source: RefSeq, a predicted model, not a curated record
AGGUCCGUCUCUAGGGGAUUGCUCCGUGACUGCGAAGUGCGAAUCCUUUCCGUCGAGAACGGCAUCACGAACUCAUCUUGGAAUGUAAACACUGCCACUACAGCAGCCAUUCAUGCGUGUUUCCGCGCCCGGAACUUGUUUCCUCAGGCGGGUGCUCGUGCUCGUCACUCGAAAGCAACAGUGCUCUUUUAUGCGAUUCAUGAAUUCUCGUCAUGCGAAUAGCACGUUACGAGAAGUCGAGUUGAUCCUCCUGUUGGAGGUCAACGUCGUGUGUAUAGGAUUGGAUGGCUCGGGGUAUUAUUAUAUCGAGCGCAGUAUUUGCUAUGCACCCCGGAUUCGGACUAUUAAAUGUAAGCAUGCAUUUGCCACGUGUAGUGGCGGACCGGAGUAUAGGAACUCGGCUGUUGCCGCAACUAGGCACUGUGAAGGAGCCGCAUACGCUCAAAGCUGCAGGGUCACGGCAACGUUGACGAAUGGACCCGCCUCCUGCACUGCCUCGAAGGAUGAUGUUUAUGCGGACUUGUGCAUGACCAAUCAUUCGACGGCAAUGAAAAGGCGCCCUUCUGCAGCUUCUUUAUCCAUUGCCAGUGCACUGUAUCCUAUUCGCGUCGCCGGUCGGUCAAGCGGACUUGAGAUAGUAAUAUGCACUGGCGGCUGGGUAGUGCAAUUGGAAUAGCGGUAGUCGUUUGCUUACAAUCACGGCUCCGCGGAAACGAUGUGGCACUGGCGACGUCAUCUUUGCGCCAUGAGGCUGUCGACGAAACACUUUGAAUGGUAACUCGCCUUUACAUGAUGAC